Molecule: messenger RNA, 7903 nt
Organism: Corythoichthys intestinalis (scribbled pipefish)
Lineage: Eukaryota; Metazoa; Chordata; Actinopteri; Syngnathiformes; Syngnathidae
Gene: haus5
Product: HAUS augmin-like complex, subunit 5
Exons: 19
Coding region: 934-2895 (653 amino acids)
Biological process (GO): centrosome cycle; spindle assembly
Cellular component (GO): HAUS complex; centrosome
Source: RefSeq, a predicted model, not a curated record
UUAUUAUUUUAAUAGAUUAUUGUCUUUUAAGCAAAAUUGGAUGUGGUGGCCCAGUGACUUAAUUUAUUUGGUUAUUCAUAUUCGUACUGAUGAAAAUGACAAAUUUCAAAACUUAUUUCAUGACAUAAUUUAGGUAUAGAAAAUUUCAGAUUAAGUUAAAUAAAUUUAACUAAUUGGGUGACUUUGACGACAGUAGGCAUCCAGUCUUUUAAUUGAGAGGGCUGGCAGUGCUCAUUCGCAUUCCCAGUUUAAAUGAAUAUUUAUGUCUAUUGUUGUCAAUGGCAGGCAAUGGGUUAAAUACUAUGAAAUUAAAAAAAAGAAAAAAUCUUUAGCGUUAUUAGGGGCGAUAACCAGAGUGUAUCUUUUUAUUAACAUUUAUUUAUGAUUUUAUUCAUAAAACAUAACUAAUGGUUGAUUAUAGGUCUUUAUGGGGUUAAGUUUUGUUUUUUGUUUAUUUUUAACCAAAAAUAUUCACUUGCCCUAUAAAGGGUGAAGAAGUCCACAAAUGUUGCCGAACGAUGGUCUGCACUGUAUGUUUUUUGUCUGCACUGUAUGUGUCUUGACGUAUUCUGUGAACGCAGGACGUCACAAGAACAAAAACGAUAUAAGAAAAACAUGGGCGGGGCCAUUUUAGUCAUGUGACCAAAAACGCUACCGCCACAAAAAACGACGCAAAAUAUACCGGAAGUGACGCGAACAGGCGGGAAGUUGAAAGUUAAGCGACAUCCUUGAGUACAAAACUAUUGCUUUAAAAACAAUGAAAUAAUAACCAGCUUAUUGAGAAAAUAGCGUUGUUCAAUAUACAAGUUUGUAAGUACCACCUCAGUCAUACUAUUCUAUGUCAGCUAGUUACAACGAACAACUAUUCGAUAGUUAGCUUGCGCAUCCAGCCAGCUAGCUCGCUGUCUUGGUUCUAUUCCAACUUCGAUCAGGAUGGCGGUCAACCACCUUGUGAAGGACUUGAAACUUUGGGCGACAGAAGAGUUCAAUCUGCCCUCAGAGUGUCUGCCGCCGAACAGCUACUUCAGAGCUUUGUGUGCUGGGAAAAGAACGUCAAUUUGGAAGUAUGUCAUCUGUCACGUUUUUCAACAAAGAACCGUGAAGCUCAAGCGAGACAAUCUUCAGUGGUACAAAGUGCUUCAAGACAAAGAGGCAAAGCAAAAUGAAGGCCAAAACGUAGUGGCUAAGAUGAGCGAGAUUCAGAUAGAGAUACAGCAGCUCAGGAGUGAGGUCAAUGAUCUGGACGCCAAGAUCAGAAGGACUGAGGAGCAUCUUGCUACUCAAGAGCGGUCCAUCAGUUCCACUUGGGCUGAGGUGGAGGACAGUCAGUGCAGGAGUUUGCUCCUCCACGCUUUCAAACAGCGCUGCGUGUCAAGUCGCAAGAUACUGUCCAGUGACAUUCAAGUUGUGUGUGGCUUUCGUCGGGCACUGGAGCUGUUGGCAAGGAAGGCUGAGGUUGAAGUACUGUUUGGGAAUGGGUUUUCCAGCAAUUGUGAUGUUGACACACUCCUCUUCAACUCUCCAAUGGAGCCACAAGUGCUGCGUCAAGUGAGACAGCUGUGUAAUGAGAGGGCCCAUUUGUAUCGGUCUUUACAAGAGUGUGAAUUGAAAAAAGCAGACAAUGGAUGCAUGACUGAUGGGACGAGGAAUACUGUGUUUCAGUCCUGGUUGAGUGCCGUGGAGAACUUGGUGGAUGCUUACCCUAUAAGCCACAUCCUCUCUGCAUUGCAACAUUUACUUUCCCAAGAGGAGGAGGCAUUGGUGAGGAAUGUUUCCUCUCAGGAUGUGAAGGCUCUUGGGUUGUGUUAUGAAACCAAUAAUCACCUCGACGUAUUCUCAGAUGAGAAUGACAACUUGCCCUCCGUUGAAGCCCUCUUAAAGGCUGCGUGGCAAGAGCUGGACGAUAGAGGUGUUGAAUUAUCCCUGACUCAAAACAGAGUCCAGCAACUUCAGAACCAGCUGGUGGAUUGCAGGACGCAAGUUGAAGAGAACAGUUCUUGCUUUGUUUCUGAUCACAACAAAGAUAAGUUGGCAUUGUCAGUUCUAGAACUGAACCUUCAGUGUGUGAUGAAAGCUGCAGCCAGGGACCAUAUUCAAGACCGCCUCGUCCAGCUUGACCAGCAUGCCAGAAGCCAACAGGAGGUGCUCCGUAACCUCCACAGCCAGUGGAAGAACAUUAUAGACUCCAGACAACAAGUGGUCCACAGGCAAGGACAGAUAAAUAGUCUUAUCAAAGGAAAUUCAUUAGUGAAAACUGAAUUGGUCCGUAUGUGCAAAGAGCUACAGGUCUUUCUGGAGGACAAGGUGGUGCCACAAUGCAAAGAUGUCGUUACAGCUACCAAUAACAUGAGGAACUCUAUCUCAAAGGAGGUUAAUCAGUUGAGCACCAUUUCGCUUCAAGCUUUGGACCGGAGGACUGUUAAUGGAAUGCAGAGAAUUCCCACAUCAUGGCUUUCCAUCCAUCGCUUACAGUCACCGACAUUUGGCAGCCUGUGUCUGAACAUGGCGUUCCCUCUCUACAGGGCUCCAGAAGAAUUGUGUGCCCAGGCGUGCUGUGACCAACUUGAGUGGCGUUUUCUCUGUCAGUUACAACAACUUCACUGUACCACGCUGCAAAAAUCCAAGGAUAGGGCAGCUCACCUGCCUGCAUCCAGUCACAAAGCCUUGCUGUCCAAAGUCAAAGCGAAAGAUGAGACAUUGUUGAAGUCUCUGGUGCCAAGGGUCAGAUUUCUUACCCAAAAAUGUGCAGAAAGCCUUUCUUAUGAAGAGAAGCUUCAAACGGCCAUCUCUGACUGGUGGGAUCAGCCAGCACGGAAUGUUGUACCUGAUGUCCGCAAAGGAGGACUGACUUUUCAGCAAUGGCUAGAAAAAUGGCGACUAGCUGCCAAAGUCUAGACAAAAGGAGUUCUAGCAUUCUUAACCAUAUACUGUAUAGGGUACUCGUUGGCUGCCAUUAAUGACGCUAGACGUCCAAUUGAUUUUGACUGGCAGUAGGCCGUCCCGUCUUGUCAAAAUGGAUUGGGCGUCUAGCGAUGUCAAUGCCACUGAGAGAUGAGCAUUCAGACAGUCCUCCCAUUUUAAAUGAAUUGGAGUUCUAUCAUUGUCAAUGGCAGGUAAUGAGUUAACGACAAAGAAAUUUAAAAAAAUAAAAUAAAAGUUUAGUUUAUAUCUGUUUUCAUUUGUAUUUUAUUAAAUUAUAACUACCGUAGAUUUAUUCAUUAUAUACAGUGAGGAGCAUUUGUUUGCAAUUACAGAUGUCAGACUCUUUCUGUGGUUCUUCACCAGGUUUUCACAUAUGGAAACGGGGGACAAAUAUUCUCUAGAUCUGUCAGGUUUCAGGGCUGUCGUUGAGAAACAUGAAGUGUCAGCUUCAUCCAAAGAUUUUCUAUUGGACUGAGGUCUGGAGGCUGGCUAGGCCACUCCAGAACCUUGAUAUGGUUUGUUACACUGCCACUCCUUGGUCAGCUUGGCUGUGUGCUUCGGAUUGUUGUCAUGUGGAAAGAUCCAGCCACGACUCAUCUUCAAGUCUCUUACUGAGGAAAGGAGGUUGUGGCUCAAAAUCUGACGAUAUCUUUCACCAUCCAUCUUCUGCUUUAUACAGUACAGUCGUCCAAAGGGAUGCAUCUGGGCCGCCCCCUUGCGCCAUUUACGCAUUUUGACAGCCACUGGCGCAACUUUGUAACUCCACUGCGCCAGCACCGGCGCAAGUCUAUUAUGAUAGGCGCAUAUUGCUACAUGAUCUGCGCCACAUAUGACAUACUUCUGUUAAAAUAGCUAAAGAAAUAAAUUUAGUUAAACAGCAAUUGAAAACUGUUCGUUUUCCUUCAGAGGUUUUAACUUUCGUCGUCUGCCAUCUUGCCUUACCGAUAUCUAGCCUAGAGGUUAGAUCGGGCCUAAAAAAUCCAGCCUGACCUGACAAGGCCCGCUGGUAUUGAAGCCCGACCCGGCCCGUGCCCGAUCAAUUAACUAGAUUUCCAGGCCCGAGCCCCAAAAACCCGAUUUUUUUUUUUAAUUUGUUGGAGUGACGCGGAAAAAAAACGCAGCAGCAGCAAUUUAUUUUCAUUUCUUCGAGUUGGCAGAAAAACACAAGUUUUCUUAAUGUUUAAAUAGUCUACAUAUAUUUAUGAUAAUUAUAAAAGCAUUUACACAACGAAAUAACUCUGGGAAAGUUUAAUAUAAUAAAAAAACAUACGGUUUUGCAGACACCUAGAGGAGAAGAUUCAAAAGGAUCACAUUUGUGUUGCCUUUGUGUGCAUAAAUAAAAGUGCCUUUCGUAACGAAUUCUCAGUUGGCAGAAAAAAAGCGCAAGUUUUCUUAAUGUUUAAAUAGUCUUCAUAUUUUUAUGAUCAUUAUAAAAGCAUUUACACAACGAAAUAACGCUGGGAAAGUUUAAUAUAAAAAAAACAUGCGGUUUUGCAGACACACAGAGGAGAAGAUACAAAAGAAUCACAUUUGUGUUGCCUUUGUGUGCAUAAAUAAAAGUGUCUUUCGUAACGAAUCGCAAGCGCCACGGCGGGAGGAGAAUAAGUAAAAGCGGGCGGCGCCACGGCGUUCAUGUGCGUGCACAAGCAAAUGCACAAGACAGAGAGCCGGCUCUCGGUUUUAUCCCAUUUUUUAAUAUAUAAUUUAUUAGUCCAGCGCGGCGGCCCAACCCAACCCGAACGUGAAUGGGCCCGACUGGUUGGGUUCGGGCACAGGAUCUAACCUCUAAUCUAGCCAUAAUCACUUUGCAUUUGUUUUGGUGCGUUCCAGUUAAAUAAAAAUUGAAUUAAAAUUGUUGAUACAUUAGAAAAAUAGAUUUUACUCAAAUAAUAGUUUUUUAUUUGCAAUUUAGAAAUAUCAUGCUCCAAUGAAUGUAUUUUGGUUUAUUUCAAUCAGUUUUGUAUACUUCGGCAAUCUAGUUAAAUCGUGCCCCAUCAAUUUUAGAAUUUGGCCCCCUUUUUAGACACAAGGGGGCCAAGUGGCCCCUUUUUUUAAAUUUCCCAGAUGCAUCCCUGCGUCCUGUUCUCUUUGCCGAAAAGCAGCCCCAAAGCAGGAGGUUUCCGCUCCCAUACUUCACAGUGGGGAUGGUGUUCUUGGGAUACUACUCAUCCUUCUUUUUCCUCCACACACGACGAGUAAAGUUUGCGCCAAAAAGUUCUACCUUGGUCUCAUCUGACCACAUGACUUUCUCCCAUGACCCCUCUACAUCAUUCAAAUGGUCCCUGGCAAAUUUCAGAUGGGCCUUCACAUGUACUGGCUUCAACUGGGGAACCGUCUGAGCAAUGCAUGAUUUUAAACCAUUGCACCGUAGUGUUCUACUUACAGUAGCCUUCAAAACUGUGUAUCCAGCUCUCUUCAGGUCAUUGACCAGCUCCUGUCGUAUAGUUCUAGGCUGAGCCCUCACUAUUCUGAUCAUGAGUGAUGCCCCACGAAGAGAUAUUUUACGUGGAGCCCCAGUCCGAGGUAGAUUAUCAUUCAUGUUUAGGCUUUUCCAUUUCCUUUCAAUUGCUGCAACUGUUGACUUAUUCUCACCAAGCUGCUUUCCAAUUGUCCAAUAGCAUUUUCCAGCUUUGUAGAGCUCAACAUUUUUUCUUCUCUGGUGUCUUUCGAAAGCUGUCUUGUGUUUCCCAUGGUAGCAGUUGGAUUAUGACUGACUGUGGGGUGCACAGGUGACAAUAUAGAGCUCAAACGGGUAGUGGGUGGGUGGUUACUCAUUACUUUUUUAAAGGUACACUCACAACUCUUUGAGUGUCAUAAUUAUUACUGAUACUUAUGAACCCCAGUAAAUGAUAGAUAAAUUAUUUAAAAUCAUACAAGGUGAGUUACGGAUUUUUUUUAGAUUAUGUCUCUGGGUGGAAACGCAUCUAUGAUUGAAAUGUCAGACCUCUACCUAUUUUCUAAGUGGGUGAAUUUGCAAAAUCACAAGGGGUGCAAAUACUUCUGCUCAUCACUGUAUAUAAUAUACACACACUGCUAAACAAAAUUAGAGGAAAAUGUUUAAAUCAGACUAUGGCAACCUAUCAAUCAAACUUUUCGGAUAUUGAUCUGGUCAGUUAAGUAGCAGAGGGGGUUGUUCACCAUUUUCAGCCUCUUUGUUGUCAUUGAAAACAAAUCAAUAACAGGUGCAACUGAAACAGUUCGAAAAACAUGAAUGGUUUUCCAGGUUGAGGCCAUUAAUAGCCCCCACCCCUCCAUCUCUUUUGGCUGAGUUUUUACUGAGUUACUUUUUACUGCUGUAGUUUUUCAUUUGGCUUAAAUCAACAUCUCUGUUGAUAGCAUGAUGCAGUACUUGGAUGCUACAGACGUUGCUCAGGUAGUCCAACUCUUCCAGGAUGGCACAUCAAUACAAGAAGGUUUGGUCGUAAGAAGGUUUGAAACAAGGUUUGCUGUGUCUCUGGCACACUCUCAAGAGAUUGGAGGAGAUUUCAGGGGACAGGUAGUUAGUCCGGGCGCGCUGGACAGGGCCGUAGAAGGUCCUUAAACCCUCAGCAGAAUCUGUAUCUGCUCCUUUGUACAAGAAGGAACUGGAUGAUCACUGCCAGAGCCCUAAAAAAUGACUUCCACCAGGCGACUGUUGGGAAUGUUUCUGACCAAACAUCAGAAAUGGGCUCCAUGAGGGUGUCCUGAGGGCCUGAAACUUAAACUGAACUGACAUCCUGUAGCUGGCCCUGUGCUCACUGCCCAGCAACAUAGAGCUCGGUUGGCAUUUGCCAGAACCCACCAGAAUUGGCAACUACGCCACUGUGCUCUUUACCUAUAACAACAGGUUCAACCUGAGCACAUGCAACAAACGUGAAAGGAUCCGGAGAUGCCGUGGAGAACAUGCUGCCUGCAACAAUAUUCAGCAUGACUGGCUUGGUGGUGGGUCGGCGUUAGUCUGGGGAGGCAUAUCACUGGAAGGACGCACAGACCUGUAAAGGUUAGAUAAUGGCACUCUGACUGCUGUUAGGUAUCUGGAUGAAAUCCUUGGACCCAUUGUCAGAACCUACGCUGGUGGAAUUGGACCUGGGUUCCUGUUGGUCCACAACAAUGCCUGACUUCGUGUGGCUAGAAUAUGUAGGCAGUUCCUGCAGGAUGAAUGAAUUGAUACCAUUGACUGGCCCCUAUGUUCACCUGACCUAAAUCCAAUAAAGAACCUCUGGAACAUUAUUUUGGUCCAUCUGGCACUGCCAUGUUGCUCCUUACUGUCCAGCAGCUCAGUGACACCUUGGUCCAGAUCUUUGAGGCGAUCCCACAGGACACCAUCCGUCACACAACACAAACUACUGAUCAGUUUGAGUUGAUGCUGCUGCAUCAUUUUUUUUUUUUUCACUUUCAUUUUUGGUGUGUCUUUGGAACUCUCUCUAUAGUGUGAUCAAUUUCAUUUCUAUCAAAUUAUGUGGUAUCAUUUUGUUACAAAUACAGCACCUACUUAUUACCAGGAAAGAUAUUCAAGAUCACCUUCCCCCACCCCUAUUUGAAUUGUUCCUCUAAUUCUUUUAGCAAUGUGUUAUAUAUAUUGCAUACAAUUACGAUUAAUAAUAAAUAAUAUAAUUGAGAUCCAGUGUUCAUAUAUGUGGACAUCACAUUUUGAGUCAUGAAGGCUAACACUAAGUUAAUGUUAACUAUUGUGGCACAUGUGACAUAAAAUGUGAUAUGUGGACGCCAGGUGUUUUUGAAGUUAUGUUUUGAAUUAACAAAAAUAAUCACUUUUCUUGUUAGGUUUAACUCAUUGACUGUAUUUGAUGGCAAUAGGCGUCCUAUCAAUUUUAAAUGGGAGGGCUGAAAGGAAGGAACAUGUUAAGUGGCAAAAUUGUCUGCCUGCCUUUAGUUUAAGAAAUGCUCAAGAAUAGUGGCACUUCAAACGUUGCAUUGUUAAAAAUGUAUUCAUCUUGUGCUGUUUUUGUCUGUAAUGUUGAGUCGUGCUAAUAAAUACAAUUUG